AUGGCGUCCCAAACAAAAAUUAUCUGCAUCCCUCAAGCGCUGCUAUCAUCAUCUAUGGGCGCACUCUGCCAACGAUAUAAAACUGCCCGCCUCCAAUUCGACGACACAGUCUGGGCUGAACGUCUCCAGAACCCACAGGCCAAAACAUUCGUUGUUGUUCGCACUGAAACAACAGGCGACACAGAAAUUAGCGCGAUAGAACAGCUAUCAGCAGAUGAAUGGCUGGGGAUGAUAGUACUCCUCGGGCCCAGAGCGCUGCCCGCGGACGGAUCCGAAUCCAAAACUCCAUGGAACUCUUUUAUGGCCGCAUCGAAUAUUAACCAAUCUCCAGAUCCGGCAACAAUUGCGGCCUCCGAGGCUGCUUAUGUAGCCUGUUCCAUGUUUGUUCUAGCGGAGGCACGGAGACAAGGCCUGGGACGCAAACUUGUCCAGGCAAGCGUUGAGGACGCGUGGGCGGAAGCUAUGUCUAUGCGCGCGCGACAAGGGCAAACCUAGGUCUCUGGGCGGAGGCGCAGAACGAAGCUGCUCGGAAAUUGUAUGAAGGGUGAAGGUUUAGGCUCCUUCCCAAUGACCCUGCAAUGGACGCUCUGGACAAUCCUCAGAUGGCAAUGGGAAAAUUUGUGGAGCUCAAGUCUGGUGGGGAGUCGAAUAAGGGAGUGCUCGGGGUCAAGCUUACUCCCCUAUUAUUAUUAUUUUAUUUUGCGAAAUUUUGACGGGGCGGAAUUUAUGGGGUGGAU
Messenger RNA from Blastomyces gilchristii SLH14081, 737 nucleotides. RefSeq names its product acetyltransferase. The record is from RefSeq and is a predicted model, not a curated record. NCBI's taxonomy places the organism in Eukaryota, Fungi, Ascomycota, Eurotiomycetes, Onygenales, Ajellomycetaceae. The transcript is spliced from 2 exons. Bases 1 to 495 code for a protein of 164 amino acids.